GAAAGACAGAAAUCAUUGUGGAUAACAAUAAUUUACAAAGAAAAUCUUUGCACCAAAUGGGAUUUUUGCAUCAAAAGAGAUAGAAAAGGAGAGGCUAAGCAAAAAAGAGAGGAGUUUCGUUGGUCGUUAGCCGUCAAAUGGCAGCGGCAGCUUCCACUUCCAUGGCGGCGACAGCCGUCUCGCUACAUUGUCUCCCCACCAAAACCACCGUCCACAGCUCCCCCUUGCCGUGUCUGCCUCCCCGUUUCUCUUCUUCAGCUUUCUCCACUUCCUUCAGGCCAAUUUCAGAGUCGAGGAGGUCUUCUUGUCUCCUGGUCAAAGCCUCAUCAUCAGACGAGACAUCUGCAGUUGAUGCUAAUGAAUUACUAACAGACCUAAAAGAAAAGUGGGAUGCUGUUGAAAACAAGUCUACAGUACUUCUUUAUGGAGUAGGGGCAAUUUUGGCAACUUGGUUAGCUUCCAUUAUUGUUGGCGCAGUUAACUCGGUCCCUUUGCUUCCAAAGAUCAUGGAGUUGGUUGGUCUCGGAUACACUGGAUGGUUUGUGUACCGUUACCUUCUUUUCAAGUCGAGUAGAAAAGAACUGGCAGAAGACAUUGAAGUUUUGAAGAAGAAGAUUGCUGGAACUGAGUGAUUGUAUGCUAUCUAGUGCCAAAUUCAUCAUAUAAUCAUCAUUCCAACAGUUGCGUAUUCUGUACAAGAGGCAUGUGUUGUUGUGAUGAAGUGUAGGCCUAUGUAUUUCUAAUGCACUUGAUUUUGUUUAUAUUUGAAUAAAUAUUCAGUAAGUUAUUCACGGUUAUUUUUGGCCUUCAAUGGAAACUUUUUGAAAGUAUUAA
Messenger RNA from Olea europaea var. sylvestris, 834 nucleotides. RefSeq names its product protein CURVATURE THYLAKOID 1A, chloroplastic-like. The record is from RefSeq and is a predicted model, not a curated record. The coding region runs from base 138 to 632 and encodes 164 amino acids. Lineage: Eukaryota; Viridiplantae; Streptophyta; Magnoliopsida; Lamiales; Oleaceae. Gene Ontology annotation, cellular component: thylakoid; chloroplast thylakoid membrane. The transcript has 5 exons.